GGCCGAAGAAACCAGGCGCAGCAGCAGCAGCAGCAGCAGCAGCAAAAAACUGAAAAUAAAACAACGCCAGAACUCUGGAAAAAUGUUCAGAAAUGUUCUUGUCGUGGCUCUUUGCCUCCUCGCCACAGUAAAUCUGUGUGGAACAUCAACAAUCAACCCACCUGCUACAGCUCCUACGUCAUCACUAGCAUCACAAAGCACCUCAGACAGUAACACUGGAGCUUCAACUGGUCCAUCAGCCUCAACCCCAAGUGGUGCAGCGUCCACAGCCGACCACACUGGUGACACUGCUGCACCGACCACAGUCAAACAAACUGGUGACACUGCUGCACCGACCACAGUCCACCCCUCGUCGGGACCGGCCUCGUCCGGGCUGUCCGGAGGGGCGAUAGCCGGCAUCACCAUCGGCACCAUCGCCGGAGCCGGCUUACUGGGCGGCGGCAUCUACGGUCUGCUGAAAUACACUAACAAAAUCUGAGAACAAUCCCCCCCAUCAAGGACUUGAACGUUGAAACAUCGCACAAUCCGGAUGGGAUUGUUUCCUAUGACCCGAUCCGGCUAGCGGGUCGGGGAGGAGGCGGGCUUUUCUCAAAGAAUCUGAACUAAAUCCAGUCACUGGAAGCUUCAUGGCCCAACAGGAAUGAAUCCAUCAUAGUUUCCUGACUGCACUUCUUUUAGUCAGACAUUAAUUUUGAUGAUGAUUUUAAUGUAACAGCAAAUGCAUGGAGUAUAUAUUGGUUUCUCUGGGAUAAAUGUGUCGGCCAGAAGGUUUUGUUGUCAUUUAUGAAAAUAUGUGAAAAAUUGUAAUUAAGAUUAUAAAUAAUUGAUGAUAUUUAAGGCAAUGAAAAGCCAUCUUGGCGUAUUUACAGCCUCAUGAGAGACUUGCUCACUUUCACUCUUUCAGCUUUAAUAAAAAACGGUUUUAGUUUUUUUUGGCAUCUAGAAAUAGAAAUGUUACAAACAUUUAUGACCAUCCAGACAGGGCUUCACUUCAGAGGUUUUAUGUAUAUUUCAAAACAUAAAGUUGGUUUAUUUUCAUUUAAUAAAUAAAGAAAAUCAGACAGUU
Messenger RNA from Poeciliopsis prolifica (blackstripe livebearer), 1066 nucleotides. RefSeq lists its product as uncharacterized. The transcript is spliced from 4 exons. The coding region runs from base 83 to 478 and encodes 131 amino acids. NCBI's taxonomy places the organism in Eukaryota, Metazoa, Chordata, Actinopteri, Cyprinodontiformes, Poeciliidae. The record is from RefSeq and is a predicted model, not a curated record.